GAGAAAGAUGAGGGGACGUUUGGGGACCCACAAGACUAGCAGCCGCUGGCAGCUCAUAGUCAGAGAUGACGCUCCUGCCUUAUCUUCAACAGUUCAUCACUGCAUCCUUUCGUCUAUCCUCCAUACCCUCGUGCCUGGAUCUUCCCUCACCUUAACCUCUUUCCUUGAAUUUUUCACCCACUGAUCCAAAUACAGCUAGUUGUUGCCUAUUCCACUCAAAACCCAGUUCAUCGGCAGCACCUGAGCUCCCUCACCAUCUUCAUUGAACCAGAGUCGUUUUUAUCUCCCAAAAGGUAAAGAACAUGUGUGAGUUUCUCUUGGAUUUGUCUCCUCCGGCCAUUUGAUUUCAUCGUGCCUCUCCUUAAUUUGGAUCUCCCCUCACCUUAACCUCUUUCCUUGAAUUUUUCACCCACUGAUCCAACUACAGCUAGUUGUUUGCUUAUUCCACUCAAAACCUAGUUCAUCGGCAGCCACCUGAGCCCCCUCACCAUCUUCCACUGAACCAGAGCUGUUUAUCUCCCAAAAGGUAAAGAAUAUGUAUGAAGCUUUUCAGCUGCUCCUCCCCCCAGCUUGUCCAUAAUGAAGAGGCCAGGAGCUAGUAGCCGUGAGCAUCCGAAGACCCUUCCCUUUUUUUCCCCCAACUCUUUCGUAACUUUGGUAAAAGCACUCCAAAAUGGCUUCGACCAGCACCCAUAGAGCCUCUUCUACUUCUUCUAAUCCUCGUAGUUAUGAUGUGUUCUUGAGUUUUAGAGGGGAUGACACUCGUAAGAAUUUCACUGAUCAUCUCUAUACCAGUUUGGUUACACGUGGAAUUCAUACGUUUAGAGAUGAUGAAGAGCUUGAGAAAGGAGGAGAUAUUGCGGCUGAUCUCUCAAGAGCUAUAGAAGAAUCAAGGAUUUUCAUUAUUAUUUUCUCAAAGAAUUAUGCCUACUCCAGAUGGUGUUUGAAUGAACUUCUAAAGAUCAUUGACUGUGUGACCCAAAAAGAAUCAAUGGUUGUACCAAUUUUCUAUCAUGUGCCUCCAUCAGAUGUACGAAAUCAAUCGGGAAGCUUUGAUUAUGCAUUCACCUUCCAUGAAAAAGAUGCAGAUCAAAAGAAGAAGGAGAUGGUAGAAAAGUGGAGGACUGCCUUGACGAAAGCAGCCAAUAUAUCUGGAUGGCACGUGGAAAACCAGUAUGAGUCAGAGGUUAUUGGACAAAUCAUUGAGAAAAUCCUUCAAAAAUUGGGACCUACACAUUUAUAUGUUGGCAAGAACAUUGUUGGAAUGGAUUAUCAUUUGGAACAACUCAAAGCAUUAAUAAAUAUUGAGUUGAAUGAUGUUUGUAUAAUUGGAAUUUAUGGAAUUGGUGGAAUUGGCAAGACUACCAUUGCCAAAGCAAUUUACAAUGAAAUUUCAUGUAAAUUUGAGGGUAGUAGCUUUCUUGCAGAUGUUCGAGAGCAGUCCAAAGAUAAUGCUGGUCUGCUUAGAUUACAAAAUCAACUUCUUGAUGAUACCUUAGCAGGAACAUAUAAAAAAAAAAGUAGUAGCAUUUAUGGAGCAACCCAUGAGAUAAGGGACAAGCUUCGGUUGAAAAGAGUUCUUGUUAUUCUUGAUGAUGUGGAUGGGCGAAGGCAAUUAGACUACUUAGCUGGAGAAUGUGAAUGGUUUGGUUCAGGAAGUAGAAUUAUCAUAACAACUAGGCAUAAAGAUUUGGUAGCUAUAGACGGAGCAAAUAAAUCAUAUGAGCCUAGAAAGUUAAAUGAUGAAGAAGCCAUCAAGCUUUUUAGUUUAUAUGCCUUUAAACAAAAUGUUCCAAGAGAAAAUUAUAAAAAUCUUUGUGAGAAUGCAGUAAAGUAUGCCCAAGGCCUUCCCCUAGCACUUGCAGUUUUGGGUUCUACCUUAUCUAGCAAGAGAGGAAUACGCGAAUGGGAAAGUGAAUUGCGUAAAUUGGAAAAAGAACCUAACAGGGAAAUUUAUAAUGUACUUAGAACAAGUUUUGAUGGAUUAAGUCGUGUAGAAGGGGAAAUAUUCCUUGACAUUGCUUGUUUUUUUAAAGGAAAAGAUAGAGAUUUUGUUUCAAGAAUAUUGGAUGAUGCUGAAGGUGAAAUAAGUAAUCUUUGUGAAAGAUGUCUUAUAACCAUUUUAGACAACAAGAUAUAUAUGCAUGACUUAAUACAACAAAUGGGUUGGGAAGUUGUUCGCGAAAAGUGUCAAAACGAGCCCGGGGAACAGAGCAGGUUAUGGGAUCUUGAUGAUGUCUCUAGUGUAUUAACUAGAAAUGCGGGGACAAAGGCAAUUGAAGGAUUAUUCAUGGAUAUGUCUGCACAACAAGAAAUUCAAUUUACAACUGAAACCUUCACAAAGAUGAAUAAACUUAGAUUGCUCAAAAUUCAUCAAGAUGCUAAAUAUGAUCAUAUUAAGGAAAUUGAUGGAGAUGUGCAUUUUCCUCAAGUGGCCCUUCCUGAAGACUUGAAAUUGCCUUCUUUUGAGUUAAGGUAUCUCCAUUGGGAUGGAUAUUCUUUAAAAUACUUGCCACCAAAUUUUCAUCCGAAGAAUCUUGUUGAGCUCAACUUGCGGUGUAGCAACAUAAAACAACUUUGGGAAGGAAAUAAGGUUCUUAAAAAGUUAAAGGUCAUCAAUCUUAAUCAUUCACAACGUCUCAUGGAGUUCCCAAGCUUCUCAAUGAUGCCAAAUUUGGAGAUACUAACCCUUGAAGGGUGCAUAAGCCUUAAGCGUCUUCCAAUGGACAUUGAUAGGUUGCAACACCUUCAGACUCUCUCUUGCCAUGAUUGUUCAAAACUAGAGUAUUUCCCAGAGAUCAAGUACACAAUGAAAAAUCUCAAAAAGCUUGAUUUAUAUGGAACAGCAAUAGAGAAGCUACCAUCAUCAUCAAUUGAACAUUUGGAAGGGCUUGAAUAUUUGAAUUUAGCACAUUGCAAAAAUCUUGUGAUUCUUCCUGAGAACAUUUGUAGUUUGAGAUUUCUUAAGUUUCUAAAUGUCAAUGCAUGUUCAAAACUCCACAGGUUGAUGGAGAGCCUAGAGAGCCUGCAAUGCUUAGAGGAGCUUUAUUUAGGUUGGCUUAAUUGUGAAUUGCCUACUUUGUCAGGUUUAUCCUCCUUGAGAGUAUUACAUCUAAAUGGCUCUUGUAUAACUCCAAGAGUAAUCCGCAGCCAUGAGUUCUUGUCCUUAUUGGAGGAACUCAGUCUCAGUGAUUGCGAAGUAAUGGAAGGGGCCCUGGAUCAUAUUUUUCAUCUAUCAUCGUUGAAAGAAUUAGAUCUAAGUAACUGCUAUCUAAUGAAAGAAGGAAUCCCCGAUGAUAUUUAUCGUCUAUCAUCAUUGCAAGCAUUAGAUCUCAGUGGAACUAAUAUCCAUAAAAUGCCUGCUAGCAUCCACCAUCUUUCUAAGCUGAAAUUCCUAUGGUUGGGUCACUGCAAGCAGCUUCAAGGAAGUCUAAAGCUUCCAUCGAGUGUACGAUUUUUAGAUGGCCAUGAUAGCUUCAAAUCAUUGUCAUGGCAGAGGUGGCUAUGGGGUUUCCUAUUCAAUUGCUUUAAAUCAGAAAUUCAGGAUGUUGAGUGUAGGGGUGGUUGGCAUGACAUACAAUUUGGUCAAUCUGGCUUUUUUGGCAAGGGAAUUAGUAUUGUAAUUCCUAGAAUGCCACAUUGGAUAAGUUAUCAGAAUGUAGGAAAUGAGAUAAAAAUUGAACUUCCUAUGGACUGGUACGAGGACAAUGACUUUUUGGGAUUUGCUUUAUGUGCCGUUUAUGUUCCACUUGAGAACACACUUGGGGAUGUACCUACAAUGUCUUAUAGAUUAAGUUGUCAUUUGAGUUUGUGUGGUGAUCAAUUUAGGGAUUCUCUCUCCUUUUAUUCUGUCUGUGAAUGCUAUUGUAGAGGUGAAUCAAGCAAUCAAGUGUGGAUGACCUGCUAUCCUCAGAUUGCCAUUCAGGAGAAGCAUCGCUCCAAUAAGUGGAGGCAGUUCGCAGCUUCAUUUGUUGGCUAUGUCACUGGAUCCUUUAAAGUCAUAAAGUGUGGGGUCACACUUAUAUAUGAACAGAAGAGUAAGCUUCUUGGAUCAGUUGAGAAUGUAUCUGUUACUUGCUCAGAGUGUCAAACGAAUGGGGAGCAUGAAGAGAAGCUAUGUUUAGGGGAAACUGCUAUCAAUGAACUACUCAAUAUUGAGUGCCUCUCCGGAAUUCAAAACUUAUGUUUGCGGAACUGCAAAAGGCUUGAGAGUCUUCCAAGUGACAUUUAUAAGUUGAAAUCCCUUACAACUUUUUCUUGCUCUGGCUGUUCAAAACUGCAAAGCUUUCCAGAAAUUACAGAAGAUAUGAAAAUUUUAAGAGAGCUUCGUUUAGAUGGAACUUCUUUAAAAGAACUACCAUCAUCAAUUCAACAUCUACAAGGGCUUAAAUAUUUGGAUCUAGAGAAUUGCAAAAACCUUCUGAAUAUUCCAGACAACAUUUGUAACUUAAGAUCUCUUGAAACUCUCAUUGUCUCUGGUUGUUCAAAACUCAACAAACUACCCAAAAACUUGGGGAGCCUUACACAGCUACGGUUGCUUUGUGCUGCACGUUUAGAUUCAAUGAGUUGUCAAUUGCCUUCUUUCUCAGACCUACGCUUCUUAAAAAUAUUAAAUCUAGAUCGGUCAAAUUUAGUGCAUGGAGCAAUUCGGAGUGAUAUUUCCAUCUUAUACUCAUUGGAAGAAGUAGAUCUAAGCUACUGCAAUCUAGCUGAAGGAGGAAUCCCCAGUGAAAUUUGCUACCUAUCAUCACUGCAAGCAUUAUAUCUGAAAGGGAACCAUUUUAGUAGCAUACCUUCUGGGAUCGGUCAGCUUUCUAAGCUGAAAAUCCUUGACUUGAGCCACUGUGAGAUGCUUCAACAAAUUCCAGAGCUUCCAUCAAGUUUGCGAGUUUUGGAUGCCCAUGGAUGCAUUCGGCUGGAAAGUUUAUCUAGUCCACAGAGUCUACUUUUGUCUUCUCUAUUCAAAUGCUUCAAAUCAGAAAUUCAGGAGUUGGAAUGCAGGAUGGUUUUGUCUAGCCUCCUUCUGCAAGGAUUUUUCUAUCAUGGAGUCAAUAUUGUAAUUUCUGAAAGUAGUGGAAUCCUGGAGGGGACAUGGCAUCAGGGAUCUCAAGUAACAAUGGAGCUUCCCUGGAAUUGGUAUGAAAAUAACAACUUCUUGGGAUUUGCUUUAUGCUCUGCUUAUUCUUCACUUGAUAAUGAAUCCGAGGAUGGAGAUGGGGAUGGAUAUCCUUGUACUUUCAAAUGUUGUUUGACUUUCUGGGCUAGUGAAUCUGGAUGGCAGUGUGAGCUCCCAUUAAAAUCCAGAUGUACAUGCUACAAUGAUGGUGGUGUAUCAGAUCAAGUAUGGGUGAUGUAUUAUCCCAAGGGUGCUUUUAGAAUGAAUCCUGUCUCAGUUAAACAUGGGUCCUUGAGUGCUUCAUUUCAUGGUUAUAUUCAUGGUAGAGCAGUCAAGGUGAAAAAAUGUGCAGUGCAAUUUCUAUUCAGCCAAGGAUCAUCGGUACAAGAUGCUCAUGUUAUCAAGGGAUGCAGUGAUUACACACAAGGGAUCAUCGGUACAAGACCAUAAAAGAUUAAGAACAGUCUAACACUAGUCUCAAGCUUUAUACCCAGAUGGCUAUUGCACACACAAAGCUCUGUUUAUGGCUUUCUUUGUCAUCAUUCAGCGGAUACUGAAUUUGUAGAUUACACAAGCCUUCAAUUUGUUAAUCUGGGUGGAAUAUUCAGACGGACGAAAGGUGCAAAAGUUGGUCAUUGAAUCAAAGACGCAACAUUGAAUCGAUCAAGCCAUUAAAUCUUCAAGGCAAGUGAAUUUGUCUACACAAGAAUUUCCAACUCGAAGUACUGUCUUGCCAAUAGUAGUUGACGCUCUAUUUAAUUUGUUGUUUCACUAUAUUUUCUUAGUCUCUUGAGGUAGAUAAAUGCCUUGAAGAAAGAUUAAGAAAGAUCAAAACUUUGGAGGGAGAAGAUAUGUCCAAUUAAGAGAUUUGCUUUAGAUGUGUUGAUAGGUAAGCUCUUCCUAGACAACUGCAAUAUGUCAAUCUUUGACUGAGAUCCUCUAGAGAAAAUGUCAUGGAGGCAUACCUUGACUGGGUUUUCAAAGACUAGGAGGGCAGUCUACUUGGCCUAUGAGGCUCAAAUUGUAAGUGCAACAAGAGGGAUGGGUCAUUGGGUCAAAAUUCUUAAAGCUCCCAAUGAAGACACCUUAGUAGGAGUAAGGUUAUGACUUUGUGAUGAGCAAUGUUACUUCGUAAAUGUUGAAAACUCAAAUUGAAAUAUGUUUUUGGUAACUAUAUCUCUGCAUUCUCUUAGACUCUGCAUUAUAUUGUUGGCAUUAACUACUAUGAAAUCAGUUCAAUUAAUCCUACUAUUAGCUUUUGUCUUA
This is a messenger RNA of Vitis vinifera (wine grape), 6382 nucleotides long. RefSeq names its product disease resistance protein RUN1. The record is from RefSeq and is a predicted model, not a curated record. The transcript is spliced from 10 exons. Lineage: Eukaryota; Viridiplantae; Streptophyta; Magnoliopsida; Vitales; Vitaceae. Gene Ontology annotation, molecular function: ADP binding; protein binding. Gene Ontology annotation, biological process: defense response; signal transduction. Bases 674 to 5566 code for a protein of 1630 amino acids.